Messenger RNA from Dujonia railenensis, 972 nucleotides. NCBI's taxonomy places the organism in Eukaryota, Fungi, Ascomycota, Pichiomycetes, Serinales, Debaryomycetaceae. The record is from the annotation of a GenBank genome assembly.
AUGCUUAGAAGAGCUAUUUUAUAUGUGGCCGUUGCUGCAAUUGCAAAUGCUGCUGACACAAUCGAUCCCUUGACUGAUAUAGCAUCAUACACCGAUGCUGCAUUCCUUAUUUCUGCAAUGAAUGAGUAUCCCUAUUUAAUAACGUACUACUCUGAGGUAUUCGGAGCAGACUGGCAAAAGACAAUUCUGGAUGCCUUAGCUUACACUGGGUAUUUACCAGAUUACCUUUCCUAUUAUUCUACUUACACAGUAGACACUUUGACCGAUUUAGAGGGACACACUGAUGCUGCAUACCUCAUUUCCAAAGUCAACGAGAAUCCCGAUGUAAGAGUGUUCUACUCUGAAGCAUAUGGUACAGACUGGGAAAAGACCAUUCUGCUGUCAUAUGCUGCUGGGUUCUAUAAAGAAUACUUAACAGGCUAUCACAUUUUGUACAACGCUUACGGUACUUCUUAUACCGAUUCCACGUAUGAUACAGAAUCUUAUCUUGCUCAAAUGGGAUCUUUCUAUGAAACAUCGUUUACCGAUUACAGUGCUUACGCUUCUUACUACCGCUCCUUUACUUCAUCCCAUUUCAUUGAGCUUUCCCUGUGGUGUGGAACAGAUACCAUAAGAUAUAGCAGAGAUAUUCACCAAAUUUCUCGUACCAAUUUUGGGUUUUAUGUAGGGGCAACCAUAGGACCUGGAGGAACAAAUUCAACGACAACUUUGUCCAGCUCUGCAUCCAGAUAUGAAUCAGGCUUCACUACAGGAGAUAGAGAAAACUUUCAGACUACUGAUUCAUCUCAAUCUUCAGGAUCUGCGACCGAUUCCUCAGAAGAAAGUUCACCUUCCAAUGCUUCAUCAGGAACUUCCACAUCCAGAAGCUCAACAUCUGGUAAUUCUUCGUCCUCAAUUUCCUCAACAGCUGGCGUGUAUUCCGUUGGCGUCCCAUUGUUCGGGCUCUUUGCUGCAUUAAUUGCAGCUUUAUAG